AACAAAAUUAUCAGUGCGAACGCAGUUACAUGAUAGCAUAACUGUUCGUUACAGUAUUCGAAAUACAGUCCAUGAGAAAGGUAGUUCAGAAACAUUUGUAUCUUUUAAAAAAGAACAAAAAUGAAAUUGGGUAUCACAAAGUUCGUCUUCACAAUCAUCAUCUUAGUUUCACAAUCGUCAACUUGCUGGUCCACACAAAUAGACAACGAUGUUCACAUUACCGAAAAAUUCCCAAAUCACGUGGAGGAAACGCUUCGAUAUCUGUGUGAAGAUGAUUUUACGAUUUCAUUAAAUUUUACCAAUGUAGAAAUCUCUAAAAUCAACCAGGAUUUCAUCAACAAUCCUUUAAUUACCUGCCUCAAACUUACGGGCAAUAUUAGGAACAUUGAGAGAGGCGCCUUCAACAAACUUCCAAAUUUAACUCGGCUGUUUCUUUUUAACAAUGGAUUCGAGAGGAGUUUAAGUAAAUUCUUCAACAUUGGAAGUUACAAUAACUUACAGGUUCUCGUUAUAAAAAGUGAAAACAUUCGAAGGAAUCAAGAAAAUAUUAACAGUUAUUAUCAAUAUCCUAAUAGGGAUCGUGAAAAUAUUAACAUUUAUGAUGAAUAUCCUAAUUUAGAAAUUCUAUCUAUUCGUAAAAAUAAUUUUCACGGACGUCUACAGUUUUCUCCAUGGAAUACAUCAUUGAAGCUACAAACAACACCUUCUUAUGAGAUAACUCCAACGGUGAAUAGAACCCCAUUUCCUAAGUUAAAGAUCUUGGAUCUUUCCGAAAACGAUAUACAAGUGACUGAUUUUUUAAAUUUGCUACCGAAUAGCUUACAUUUCCUUGACCUUCACAAUAAUUCGCUUAGUUACUUGAAAUUUGAAAAUAAAAUAACGAAAUUGUUUGCAUUAAAUUUGAAUAACAAUCGUUUCAAUUACAUUAGUGAUUCUCAUAAUUAUAAUAAACAGUACAGUUCAAGUCUAUCGGUGGCUGGUUUAAAAAAUUUACACUACCUUUCUAUUUCUACAUGUAAAAUUAGCGUUAUCGAACCAGAUGCUUUCGAAGACAACAACAAAUUGCUUUACUUGAACUUAUCCUCAAAUUAUAUAAAACAUAUACAUUCGGUAACAUUUGCAAAUUUGCAACAAUUGAAAACUCUCGAUCUGAGUCACAACCAACUCGAAGAAGUUCCGCAACUCUUAAAUGCAACAGAAAUCAACAAUUUGUAUAUUAAUUAUAAUAAUAUAACGAAGCUAUGCUCCUAUUCUUUCAUGCAAAUGACGAAAUUGACGAAAUUAUUGUUAGGAGAAAAUCGGAUUGAUCAAAUCGAUAUUAAUGCAUUCGCUCAUCUUUCUAGCCUCGAAGAAUUAAAUUUAUCAAGAAACAUGUUAAGUUUUCUGCCGGAAAAAUGGACGGAAUACCUUGUGGCUUUGAAAUAUUUAGACUUGAGUGGUAAUCAAUUUACUUCGCUAGAAUCUUUAUCAUUAACGAAUACGAUACCAUUGAUAAAAAUAUAUUUAGUGAUGAACCCAUUAGAAUUCAAUAUCGGAAAUUUAGAGAAAUUACCGCAGAAUCUCACUAUCAACUUUGUAAAUUAAUCAUGUUUUGCAAAAUGAAUACAAUAUAAGAAUACCGAAUAAAGAAAAAUAUGAAUUUUAGAUAACAUAUACUAUUAUAUUAAAAUUUUAUCACUAAACGUAAUAAUAUUUUCCUUGUUUAUUGGAAAUAAUGGAAUUUUAAAUAAUAAUGUAAGAUUUUUGUAUGUAACACUAUAUUAGUUUGUACUUCUAUAUUAUAUCUGUAUAAAAUUGUUUUGUUGUACCACAUUAUUAAUAAAUGAAUUAUUUGAAUUUA
This is a messenger RNA of Solenopsis invicta (red fire ant), 1840 nucleotides long. Its product is annotated as leucine-rich repeats and immunoglobulin-like domains protein 2. Lineage: Eukaryota; Metazoa; Arthropoda; Insecta; Hymenoptera; Formicidae. The record is from RefSeq and is a predicted model, not a curated record. Gene Ontology annotation, cellular component: extracellular matrix. Gene Ontology annotation, molecular function: protein binding. The transcript is spliced from 2 exons. Bases 121 to 1584 code for a protein of 487 amino acids.